AUGAAGCCUCUCUUUCUCCUGUACCUACUGUGCUUUUGUACUCCUGCCAUCUUCAGUUUAAAAGCUGAGGGAAAUCGACUCGACAAGUUUGGACAAAAACUACGCGAAAAAGCAACGAGCUUCCGUAAGCAGAAGCCGACAGGGAACGAAGACUAUGCAGCUAAAAUCAUCAGCAAACCAAACAUGAAAGUCGGCUCAAAACCCCCAGUUUGCAGUAGAGAGAACCGUAAAUGUGGGCCGUGCAGGCCGGUUCUCAUCAAGGUACCCAUGAAAGUACCAGCGUUUUCAGUCAAAGAUUACUACCCGGAAAUCUGGACAUGUGUGUGUGAUUGCGUGUGA
Molecule: messenger RNA, 339 nt
Organism: Striga hermonthica
Lineage: Eukaryota; Viridiplantae; Streptophyta; Magnoliopsida; Lamiales; Orobanchaceae
Source: the annotation of a GenBank genome assembly